ACUGUCUCUGUAGAUUCGUUACACUGGACAUGCAUUCUGACUUCCUUUGUCCUUCCAGGAAAUUCUGAAGCAAGUGACCGUGCUGAACUUAGAUACUGGGGAACGAAUACCUCUUAGUGAUGCGGAAAGUUGUCUCCCGCCUGCCCUCAACCCGCUCUCUCUGCACAUUAUGAGACUUACCAGCGAAUACGUCAGUAACUCUAAUGUGGAUGGACAAGAAUCGGACGAAGAGAGUGUGACAGAUGUUAUCGCAAAGAAGCUGCCAGAAAUCGAUAGUUCAGCAGUGAAGAAGAAAACAUCUCAGCUGAAGAAAUUCCUUGGUCGCAAAAUGGAGUCAGCUGUAAACAAGGCCAAGUCUCUAGCACAUGAGGUUUCCCACAGACACAGAGAGGAGAAAGACGUGUUUGAAGAUGAUGCCCCAGCUCAUGAUACUAUGCAAUAUGUUAAGAUCAAAACUGCUCACAGCCACAAGGGACCCCAUGAGUUUGACAACCUGAUGUAUGUCCAGGAAAUAACAGGGGAGCACACAGGCCCUAUCUGGUGCAUGAAAUUCAGUGGUUGUGGCCGAUUACUUGCUACUGCUGGGCAGGAUCAUGUGCUGAGGGUAUGGGUACUGAAGCAGGCCUUCAAUUACUUCCUUGACAUUAGGACAAAGUGUAAUGCUGAUAUCAAGGUAUCUCCAACACCGUCCCAAGAAUCAUUGGUGUCUCAGCACUCUGGCCAGUCAGGGGAAGACCUCGGCUCUCUUGACCCCAACGACGAUGGCAGUGCUCCCUUCAUGCCCAAACCGUUCUGUGUUUACACUGGCCACACUGCAGACAUGCUCGACAUAUCAUGGUCCAAGAAUUACUUUUUAUUGACUUCAUCAAUGGACAAAACUGUUCGUCUGUGGCACAUAAGUCGGAAGGAGUGUUUAUGCAUCUUCCAGCAUAUGGAUUUUGUCACAGCAAUAACUUUUCAUCCUAAGGAUGACCGCUACUUCAUAUCUGGUGCCCUAGACGGAAAGCUACGACUUUGGAGUAUCCCCGACAAGAGAGUAGUGUUGUGGAACGAGGUGGGAGGCCAACCAAACCUGAUUACAGCGGCAAACUUCUGCCAGAAUGGUAAAUUUACUGUCGUAGGAACAUAUGAUGGAAGAUGUAUAUUCUAUGAGACAGAGCAACUGAAGUACUUCACACAGAUCAAUGUCAGAUCAACAAGAGGAAAGAAUGCCAAAGGAAGAAAAAUAACUGGCAUUGAACCUUUACCAGGCGAAGAUAAGGUGCUGAUAACGAGCAACGACAGUAGAAUACGAUUAUACGACUUGCGUGAUUUGAACCUGUCAUGCAAAUACAAAGGCUACUCCAAUAUGUCUAGUCAGAUCCGUGCAGGAUUCAGUCAUGAUGGCAAGUUUAUAGUAGCUGGAAGUGAAAAUCAAUGUAUCUACAUCUGGAAGACUCAUCAUGACUACUCCAAAUUCUCAUCUGCAAGAAGAGACCGAAACCUGUACUGGGAAGGAGUCAAAGCUCACAGUGCUGUUGUUACUUGUGCAGUGUUUGCACCUCACCCAGAACUGGUAUUCAGCUUCAUUGAACAACAGCAGGAGAUUCUCAGCAAAUCAGGAGAGCAAGAGCAGCAGCAGCAUCCACAGCAGCAGCAGCCACACCAAACGAGUCAGAAUAAGGAUAGUGGGACAACCAACAAGGGAUAUGUACUGGUAUCUGCAGACUUCAAUGGCUGUAUCAAAGUAUUUUUGAAGAAAGAAAAACCCAAGCACUCAUCAUUACCAGCAUCAGCUUUAGUGUAGAAUAAGUAGGGAGAUCUUUAGAAGUUUUGCAUUGGACGAGGUUAUAUUGUAACAGCACUAGAAGGUGUGGAUGGUAAAAAAAAACACCCUACUGUGUUUAUAAAAUGGCAGAAAAACUUACUAUACCCAAGUUUAUCAGGAGAAUAUUUAAAAACUGUUUUCUCAUAUUAUGCUAAUAAAUGUACCUUGAGUAUAAGUUUUUUUUCUGCCACUAGGAAGCAUAAUAAUGGGCAUGAAUCCAUUACACCAUGUCCCAUUGCUGUGGUGCAUUACAUGUUCCAUUUUAGAGCAGAGGAAUUUGAUCACAGUUGUGUGAUUGAAAAUGCUUUGGAUGGAUGGAAAUUUUUGGAAUAAUUUUUUUCUUUCUUUUCCUCAGAUGUUUUGAUCACAGGGCAGUGAUGAUAAUUAUGCACAUUUAUUAUGUUUCACAAGUACUGUAGUCUGAAAUUAUUUUGUAAUGUAAUGAGACUAUAUCCAAGAUUAUAUCAAUAUUCUAUAUCUAUAUCCUUCAAGGAAGAGUGAAGGGAUGAGUGCAUCACGGUGAGUGUGUGGCAAGAUUAAUACAAAACCUUGUACUUCAUUAUUAUUACAGUUAAUGGUUGUUAUUAAUGAUUCUUUCCUUUAAUUAUCAUUUUGUAUUUGUAUUUCUAGUGCUGUUAUUAUUAUUAUUGUCAUCAUCAUAAUCAUAGCUAUCAAUUCUCUUAUAAAUGUGUCAUAUUUAUGAUUAUUCUUAUUUUCUUAUGUAAAUGAGUAGGGGUAAUUACUGUGAAUUGAAUGAUUAGGGAGACUUGAUAAUGAAUAAUAGAUAUUUAUCUCCGCUUUUUGGGGAGGGGACGGGUUGAAAUUAUUGUACAUUGUCGAGUGGAAAGGAUAUAAUUAUUUAUCCAUUGGCACAGGGUAUAUGCACUGUCCACUGUAAUUUUAUAUCAAGUUUGUUUACACAUAGAUGGGCUUCACAAGUGCUAGUUACCAAGUAGUCGGUUCGUGAGUCCACAUGGCCUUACCUUUUUACCCCAUUCCUCGAUUUUUGGGGAAAAAACGUUUUUAUUUCUAAUACUAUUAUUGUUGUUAGCAUUAUUACUAUUAUUACAUUAUCAACAGUACUAAUAGUAAUAAAAACAAACUUUUCUUUAUGACAAUUCAUGGAAUAAGGUAAACAGGUGAGAUCAGAUAGUCUUAGUAAUGGACGGAUUCCUUGUUAACGUAAUACUGUGGAGCCAUCAGAGUGUAAGCAAAAUUUAUGGACUGAAGUCAUGGGGAACAGGGCAUGUACCCUCCAGAUAGCAACUAUUUCAUUAAAAAUAUUAGAGACCUUAAAGGUAUUCAUAUCAGAAAAGCACAACAGAAUAUUUUACAUUUUUUUUUUUAAGUCUUUUUGUCUUCUGUUUAGGGUUUUGUGUGGUACACAAGCCCAUGUUGUAUGUAUGUAUGGAUGCAUCUGCUCUGUGCAUAAAAAAUGUAUAUGUGUGUAAAUAUGUAUGUAUGUACUUCAAGUAAUGUGUGUGGGUUUAAAUGCAGUGUGCUUGCAUUUGGAUGCAUGCUUAUAUAUGUGUGCUUUGUAUGUUAGUGUAAGAGAUUAUAGAAUGAACAGGUUAUUGUCGAGUAAAAGGUAAUGUAAAAUUAAUAAAAAUGUAAUUGUGUAUAUUAAAAGAUUCCUUCUACAUUACGAGCAAAGAAAAAUAAGUUGCAUGAAGCUCCUCGGAUAUGUACGAGAUGAAAUCUGAUAAUUUUAUUUAUUUGUUUAUUAUAGUGACAAUAAACCCUCAUUCAAGAAUGGAAUGUAAUAUUAAAAUCCUUAUACUAGUCCAAAGUAUAGCUCUGCUUUUACAUAGUUAUUGAGAAUGGAAAUGUAAUAUGUAAGGAAGACAUUCUAGGUCCUGCCCCAUGUAAUGUAAAUCUAUUUUCUGUUUACUUUGCUAACCUUGAUGGUAAUAAAUUUUCAAAAAUUACAUAUACCAUAGGGCUGUCUACUGCCAGUACACUUAAAAGUUAUCAUACAUUUCUAGAGUUUAAAGUUUUUAUACCAGGAAAAGAAAUAUUUUUUAAGAGAUUAGUUUUAUGGAUUUUCUUUUCCUUUUUUUUUCUUUUUUAGCUUUGGUGUUGCUGAUAGCUGAAAAAUGAUCCGAUACUAGAGCUGAAAAAUCACGUUUGAUGUAUCGAAGUUUUUAGUGCUAAGUGUGGUAAUAGUCCCUGGCCUAUGCUAGUAGGGUAAGGAAAAUAUGCUCAGUAGUGUAUGGAUGAAAAUGUUUUCUGUAAAACCGUGAGAAAAUGUUAAUAUAUCAGUAUACAAAUCUGAUAAUCUUGUAAAAAAAUACUUCAAGAUCUAUUAAUUGUCACUUGAACUGUACAUGUCAAAUGUUUUGUUGCAUAAGGGUAAUAAGUUGUAUCUAUAUUCAUUUUUCUCAUCUCUUGGUAUCUAUUAAUUAUAUGAUUUGCUACUGUCAUUCUCAUAUACUAAUUCAUAAAUCGGUAGUUAGAUAGGUAGGUGGGCAGUAUAAAGUGAAUCAUACAGCGUUAAUUAUAUAGAUAGUAACAGGUAGAAUGAUAGGUUAUUCAUCAGAUGUAGAUGAGUAGAUAGUUAUCAGGUAUAGAGGAACAUACAGGUAGAUUAGUAAAUUAAAUAAUUUUUUGAGGCCUCUUUAGCUUGUUAUGUUUGUUAAUGUUCGAUUUAGUUUCCUUUUUUUUUCACAAUAUAUGAGCAUGAUUGUAGUAAUGAAAAAAAAAAAAGCUUUGUGAAGAGAGAUAAUGACACCUCUCUGAUGUAUUUGCCUCUUAAAUAGUCAUUUUAAAUCAUAUGUUAAAUCUCAAGAAUGGUGUACUUUUACUUUCUUCUUGUUAUGAAAGUGUAGUAAGAAAUUUGUGCAUACUGCUGUCUCAAUAUUAUAAAUGGUAUUUUCUUAAUAUAUGCAAAAUACUUUUACCAGGAUUUGAUUGGAGAGCAGAAGAAAAUCCGGAAAGUAUAGUGUGUGGAGUUUUCCUAUUCUUUAGCCGUAUAUGCUACAUUAAUUCAGGAUAGAAAGGUAUACUUUCAUUGGAGCAUUGUACCUCUGCUUUAUUUCCUUGUCAUAUUUAUACUGUACUGAUGUUCUUUCUUAAAAAAAAAAAAAAUUCAAGUCAUUAGUUUUGUAAGUACUAGGUAAGGAAAUACCACAUUACUAUUUUGUCUUCUUAUUUUGUAAGGCAAUUUGUUAGGACCAUAAUCAUUCUUAACUGCAUGUUAAAAAGUUUGUUGAAUGAAUUUCAAAGAAUAUAGAAGCUGAACAUUACUUUUUCGUACUUUGAAAGUAAGCUAUAGACUGUGAGUAUGAAACAAGUUCAUAAUUUGAUUGUGCUCUCAUGCAGUGCACUCAAGAGCACCAAGCAUGUAUGUAAGACUUCACAGACAAGGCAUAUCAUUUACUGCUUCUUGUUGAGGAACCAAGUAUUGUUUAGUACAAGCGAUAUGAAAACCUGUUGAGAAAUAAAAGUUUCUAUGCUUCGUGCAUAGGAAAGAAUAAGAUAUCUAUUGUGUA
Molecule: messenger RNA, 5298 nt
Organism: Penaeus indicus
Lineage: Eukaryota; Metazoa; Arthropoda; Malacostraca; Decapoda; Penaeidae
Product: WD repeat-containing protein 44-like
Exons: 13
Coding region: 170-1786 (538 amino acids)
Molecular function (GO): protein binding
Source: RefSeq, a predicted model, not a curated record